UACUUUUGGGAGUGGGAUCUCUCCUUGACACAAGUUUCUGGGAAGAGUAAAAGGGGCACGCGAACCUGCUUUAAUGAAUCCCGUAAGGAACUGCGUUUCCCAGGAAAUUCCUGACAUUUUUAGCUCAUGAAUUUCCGAAAGCCUGCUUGGUUUUCUCCUCCAUUCUGGGUCCUUCCAGAAAGGAAGAAGAGUGGGCUAGGGUCUGAAUGCUUACAGGGCCUGGUUCAUCCGCAGAGCUGGCCAGCAACCCAGGCUGGGCUCAGCCCUGAGCAGGGUGCCCCCCUUCCCCAAAUCUCAGAAGGAGGAGGGGGAGGCGGGCGGGCAAGCAGUCAGUCGUGGUCCCAAGGGGGACUGGCUGCAGGUUUUUGGGUAAGUGUGGAGUUUCUUUUUGAUUGUUGCAUGUGGGGAAGGGCAGAGUCGACGGGAACAGUCACUGCGGGCACCCUAGCCCUGGUGCGUCUACUGUCCUCUGCUCGGCUCCCCCCAUCGAUCUCGCGAGAGUGGCUGACUGGCUGUGGGGGUUGCGGCGGCAGCAGGCGGAGCCGGGGAGGGAAAGCAGCGGCGGCUGAGGCGACUGAGGCGGCGGGCGGAGCGGCAGGCGGCGGCGGCGCGGCAGCGGAGCGCAGCAUCAUGGCGGACCGAGACAGCGGCAGCGAGCAGGGUGGUGCGGCGCUGGGCUCGGGCGGCUCCCUGGGGCACCCCGGCUCGGGCUCAGGCUCCGGCGGGGGCGGUGGUGGCGGCGGGGGCGGCGGCGGCAGUGGCGGCGGCGGCGGCGGGGCCCCAGGGGGGCUGCAGCACGAGACGCAGGAGCUGGCCUCCAAGCGGGUGGACAUCCAGAACAAGCGCUUCUACCUGGACGUGAAGCAGAACGCCAAGGGCCGCUUCCUGAAGAUCGCCGAGGUGGGCGCGGGCGGCAACAAGAGCCGCCUUACUCUCUCCAUGUCAGUGGCCGUGGAGUUCCGCGACUACCUGGGCGACUUCAUCGAGCACUACGCGCAGCUGGGCCCCAGCCAGCCGCCGGACCUGGCCCAGGCGCAGGACGAGCCGCGCCGGGCGCUCAAAAGCGAGUUCCUGGUGCGCGAGAACCGCAAGUACUACAUGGAUCUCAAGGAGAACCAGCGCGGCCGCUUCCUGCGCAUCCGCCAGACGGUCAACCGGGGGCCUGGCCUGGGCUCCACGCAGGGCCAGACCAUUGCGCUGCCCGCGCAGGGGCUCAUCGAGUUCCGUGACGCUCUGGCCAAGCUCAUCGACGACUACGGAGUGGAGGAGGAGCCGGCCGAGCUGCCCGAGGGCACCUCCUUGACUGUGGACAACAAGCGCUUCUUCUUCGAUGUGGGCUCCAACAAGUACGGCGUGUUUAUGCGAGUGAGCGAGGUGAAGCCCACCUAUCGCAACUCCAUCACCGUGCCCUACAAGGUGUGGGCCAAGUUCGGACACACCUUCUGCAAGUACUCGGAGGAGAUGAAGAAGAUUCAAGAGAAGCAGAGGGAGAAGCGGGCUGCCUGUGAGCAGCUUCACCAGCAGCAACAGCAGCAGCAGGAGGAGACCGCCGCUGCCACCCUGCUACUGCAGGGUGAGGAAGAAGGGGAAGAAGAUUGAUCAAACUGAAUGAAACCCCCACACACACACAUGCAUACACACACACACACACAGCCACACACACAGAAAAUAUACUGUAAAGAAAGAGAGAAAAUAAAAAGUUAAAAAGUUAAAAAAAAAAAAAACCUGUUAACUCCAAGGGAGCACCACCCACAGAACCUCCACCAACUGACAGUUUCUCUUCUUGACUUGCCACCCAUCGCUGGAUGUUGUCCACUUUAUCCACCAUAUAAAACAGUAAGCAGCUGCUAAAAACAAAAAAAAUACAAAAAGUAAUAACAUUAUAUGAACUGUGUUUCCUACUUGAUUAAAAAAUAUAAAGAACUGAGUGUUUAUUUCCCUAAUUAACCAAGAACUUUUGUACACGUUUAAGCUAUUAUUAAAAAGUGUUUGCAAAAUGGUCAAGAUUAUAAUAUUGCUGAAUUAUAUAAAAGUCCUUUUCAUGUUGAGCUAACAUUUGACUUUAGCACAAAAAAGAGAUAUUUUAGAACACGUAAAAUAAUAUUUUUAGUUUUUCUCAUUUUGUUACCAAAUUUCAAACCUUACAUGGAGGUUAUUAUAGUAUAUUUGACACCCUAUAUACCUGUGAUUAGAGAUGUGUAUAUAUAUGAGGGCUAGGCAUGCUGUGUGUCUGAGCUUUGUCUAAAUGUUAUGCAGAAGUUUGUAGAGUUAAAGGUACGUAGGUUUAAUUCAUGCAAGGUAAACAAUAAGUGCUCUCUUUUAUACAAUAUGCAUUGCAUCUGGACCUUAAACUUAUAAAAAUGGUCAGUGAAACUUCUGUGAACAUGAAGAAAUUAUUAAAAAAGGCAUUUAAAUGAAAUUUGCUAAGUUGUGAUUUUUAUGGUUGGAACCAAAGUUAUUCAAAUAGUAAAAGGAAAAAGAAAGAAAAAGGAGAUCUCCCAUAAUAUUUUUCUGCAUCUGUUUGCUUUGACUGAGUAGGCGUUUUGUCAUUAUUGUGUAUAUGAGAUGUACUUGUAUCGUUCAUAAUAUAUUUUUUUUAUUAUGUGUAGAAAGAUUUUAAAAAACUAACGUGCAGCAAUUUCCAGUGAACCUGUACUUGGACAUCAGGUAGUGAGUCUAUUUGUGGUCACUAGCACUGUCUCCUAAACUUGUAAGAGGUCUGAAGCUAUUCUUUGAUUUUUGCUAGUGCUAUUAACUUAUGUAGACCUGUUAAAAAGCAGAGCAACACAAUUAUAGUUAUCCUACUGAGCCAUGGAUUCUGAGUUUUGUUUUAAAAGUGAAAGCCAAGUUGGUGUAUGUAAAGGAUUUCCAUGUAGCUGUGGUGCUAGUUAUUACUGGCUACAUUAUACGCUAAGUGUAUUUGUGUUCCCCAAGUGUACAAGCCUUCUAUCAAAAGUAUGUUCUAUAACUCAUAUAUUCAAGGUGUAGGGUAUGAAAAUGCAAAGUUUAGGAGAGCACUUUACCAAGUUGGUGUCCUCCAAACUGAAAUUGUUUGUAACGAUAGUCUUUUACAGGUUUUCCUUUAAAGAUGUUUGUGUGCUUUUAAUUGACAACUAACUUCUUGCUGCUGUAUAGUAAAAUAUUAAUAUAUUUUUAUCAUUAAACUGCUGCAUGACUAUCAUCUUUGAGUGAAGAGAAAAUGUUAUAAAAAAGAUGCCUUAAACAGUACAUUUUGGUUUGGAAUUCUGUAGAAAGUAUUUUGGUAAAAAAAAAAAAAAAAAAAAAGGGUCUUGUCUGACAGAGAGUUCUGGGGAUGGAAUUGUUUCUUGGCAAAUCCAGCCAUAUAGAUCUAACUGCUGUAUGUAUAAGACACCACCUGUAGGAGCGGGAAGGUAUCAGUGCUUCUUAUAUUGUAAAGCAUUGGCCUAGGAAGGCAAACAGUUGUCUUUUUGAAGGAUUUUUUUCUGCUGGUCCUUUGGGUUUUGAUUUGAUAUUUUUAUGCUCCCUGGUUGAGUGUGUUGUCUUCGUUUUUGAGAUCUACUGUAUGUGUUGAAUAACAAGCUAUUUUCAUUGUACUGUGCAUUUUCCCAUUAAAUUGUUUGCUUUUAAUAUUCAAUGUUAAAUAUGAGGUGACCGUACAGUAGUUAGGAGUUUCUUUACUUACAAAAUCACUGGAAAUGAUUAAAUUGCUUUUCCCCCUCCCCAGAGGUGCAUUUUUCUUAUUUCCAUAUAGUAAAGUUGAGCUUUUACAGUGCAUAAUGUGACAUUUGGAAUGCUUAUCAACUGCAUGUAAACAUUAAUAACCUGCACUUUUUUGUCUUAAGGUUUGUUGAGCUGUUUUGUUCACUGUACUUUAACUGUGAUAUGGAAAAGACUGCAUUCUCUGUGCUGUUACUAAUUAGGAAAGAGAAUUGCUUUGAUUUUGUCUCUUGUUUACUAUAGCUUCUUAAAGUUAAGCCUUGUACUACAGGUUGUUGGAGUACUCCUAGAUCACUGUUUCAUAGUAGCCAGCAAUAAGUAGUGCAAGUCAACAAAAACACAGCAAACUUAGGCAAAGUGUCCUUUCUUUGAGAUGCGAGUUCUUUCAUGAGGUUUUCUUUAGGGCCAGAGUUACCUAAAGUGAAGCCUUUCUUACCUAUAGACUUCAGAUUCUGCUUGGAAUCCCACCGGCUCAAGAAGCACAUGUAUUGUGCAGUUGUCUUUACACUAAAACAGUUUAAUACAAUCUAACUACGAUUUUGAAACCAGUGUCUGAUUUAUGGUCAGUGGGUUUAAAAAGAAAUCCACAUGCAGAUCUUUUAAGACUUAAAAAGUGAUCAUAGAAAAGACUAAGUGACUGUAAAGAUGCUCUUUUUUUUAAGCAUCUCACUUUACCUCCCCAAGCACCCUCCCAAACCUUGUCUUCCCUCUUCUGUUGCAUCCUUUCCCUACCCUUCCCUCCCAGGUGCUCGGUACUUUACCAAGUUUCUAUAUAUCAGUGUUUUAUGUUGGAAUUUUUCCUUGUUUUUAUUUUACUAGUUGGUAAACCCUGUUUAUGCUGAAACAAAUAAGGAAAUGGUAUAUUUGACCAUAUGUGUUAUUCAUAGAAGACAGUAUGAUCAAAUGUGCCAAAAACAAGCAAACAAAACUUAAUUCCUGAGAAGUAUGCCUUAUUUUUAUUGAUCUGCUUUGUCUUACAAUUAAGGUCCAAGAGCUUGGUUAAACUGUAUUAUUUGCCUAAGUAUAAAAGAAAACUUGAACUGCAUUGCAAUAUUGACGUUCUUUAAAAUGAGAGACACUGUCAAGUAAUUUAAUCCAGAGAUCAGCCACCAGAUUUGAAAUGCUUAUGUAUGUGUGUGUGUUUGGAGCUGUUUUUUCCUUUAAAUCACCAAAUUUUUUUUAAGCUACUUUUUAUUUGUGCCUCCUAUUUAUCAUGCUGAUGUUAGAAGCAGCAGUCAUCCAGCCACAGAGGGAGCUAAAGUUAACUAACCAGAACUGUAGAAAUCAUUAUACAUGCCUUUGACAACAAAGGAAGUUCAUAAGAAAAGCCAUGUCGGCUUUUCCUCUACUAGAUACAGAUUGGAGGUAGAUGAAUAUUUGCCAAAUGGAAAAAAAGACAAUGCUAGUCAGAAAAGACAAACUGUUUUCCAGCUUCUCAAAAAGCCAUGGAGAGUAGAAACCAAAACCAACAGGGAAAUAAAAAACCUUGAAAGUCUCACUUUCUAGUUGUCCCAUGCAGGGGUUGAAAUUUGAUUCCAAGUGGAAAGUAUAUUAUGUUUUUUCAGGCCUUCACAUCUAGAUAGAUGGAUAACUUCCAAUUUGAUUUUUCAGGUAAUAGAGAAAGCUGCUAGUAAUUUUAACCCCUGCCUAAAGAAGACAGAUACUUCAUUUGGGAGCAAAUACUUAUUGCCUUGAAAAGUAGCACUGUAAUAGCCUAUGAUAAUUAGUUGUAGAAUAACCUUUAUCCCUUUCAAACUAUGCAAAUUAUUAAAUAAGUGUAAAUUAGGAUUCAAUUAAAGAUAGUUGAUUAUAUUGCAAUCAGAUGGCAUUCACAAACUUAACUGGAGCAUAUACAAAUAUAUUAGUCUAAGUUUUGUAUGCUAACAGAAAGAUAUAAUUUAGCUACCUAUUCUAAAAAUGGUGAAUAUUAUUAAUAUUGUAUAAUAGGAGUGGGAAGACUGCCUCCUUUUUUGAAGAGAGAGAUUAAGGAUUUUUAUAAUUGUUUUUCAUCAAAUUUUAAUAUUUUUGUCAAAUUUUUAGGUAUUUAAUUUGUAAAACAGUUUGCUUUGUACUGGCAUACAGAAAAUAGGGUAUUGAUUUUAAACUUUUUGAAGCCAAGUGAUCAAGUACAUUUGUAAUAAAAGUCAAUGGAUCUAUAUCAGUUGUACUCACUGUUUUCAUUUCUUAUUAAUAUAGGGAUGCUGUACUUUUUCUUAAGGAAAACAAUUAAAUUUGGGUGGAAGGGAGGGGGAAAAGAUAAAUCCGUUGAUAAUGAGAAUCUGGGUGGGUAUCAUGGCCCAAGCACUUUAUAUCAUUUUUUAAGUCAGUUAAGAUUUGAUAUAUUUUAAAAGAUACUAUGUCAACUUUUUUCUUCCUAUUUUCUUAUGUAACUUGACGUUUGGGGGGAUUAUCUCAUUCAUUUUUGUUUGUGUGCUUUUAACAUUUUGUGUUUUGGCCCUGUUGAAACUUUCUAAACACAUUUUUCUUUUAUGACAUUUUGGGUUAUCUGCUAGACCUGGUGACCCCACCGUAUGGGCAUGAUUAUUUUUAUCUUCCGCACAUGGUUCACCUUCUUGUCUACAAUAUUCCCACUCAUUUUUUCAGGUUAUAUAUACACACACAUUUCCAGAUAAUUUUAGAAUGGGGCUAUCUGAAAUUGAUGGUCUAGUAGCUUUCAUAGCUCCACAAUUCAUUUUAUUUUACAUGUGAACAUAAUUUUAAGAUUUUCUUCACCAUAAAAAGUGAGAUACCAAGUCUAAUGACUUUUUUCCCUUUUUAAAAUCUUCUGAGUAUCAGAAUGAGACCUUGCUAUCUACGUAAAAGGAUGCUAAAACAAGGGCAUCUGUAGCAACUUAGAUUUGGAAUAGUUGGUGAUGACUCUGAGUAUAACAUUUAUAGUUUAUUAUCCCUAAAUUUGAAUAUCUUCAUAAUUUGGAGAGAGAUGUAUACACACACAUACACAUAUAUGUGUAUAUAUACAUUGUGUGUGUGUAUAUGUAUAUAGAUAACACACACAUCUCCUUGAGAGUGGAGUAAGUAGGAGAGAUAAUUUAUUGGAAUUGCUUACAUAGAUAAAUUCACCAAAGUUAUUUGUGUAGAUUUGUUAAAGUGUAUCAAUUUUUAAAUCACAAUAUUUCUGUUUUCUUCAUUGCAUAUUAACCACAUUUUGGCCAUUCAUAAGUAUGCUAUAAAACUAAAGUGAUCACUGCUAUUCACGAAUUAUUAUAGAAUCUUCUUUGCAGAUUUUGUGAUACAUUAAGAAAAGCUGAUUUUAAUAUUAAUAUUUAAGAAGUUAUUUGAUCCUAAAAACCUAAAUUUAAGGUAUAGGCCAUUUGACACGUCCUUUUUGAACAGAAAUUUCAUUACAGGCUAAGUGAAAAUAAGCCAGAGUUAGCAUGAGUCAGGUAGAAUUUCAUGAUAAAAGAACAACCAGAUGAAAAAAGAAAGAAUGAUUGGUUUCAAGCCAAUGAAUCUGCUAAGCUAACUACCAAGUUUUGAUGUUGAAUGGUCCAGGCAAUUUAUGUCUUUAGGAAAGCUGAGUGUGGCAAAGGUCACUUGUUAACAUUUUUAUUAACAAGAAUGUCAUAACUACUCAUUCAUUUUUAUUUUGUCCCCACGUUUGGUAUUUGUUUUGUUUUGUGUUUUUCCUUCCUGAUGUCCUUUGCUUUUGUGGAAAAUUGUCCUGUUGAUAGGCAGAAACAUGGUGGUGAUCCUCUAUGUAAAAUAUAGUUGCUUCUUACACAUCAGAAGUAUUUCACUCAUUUUGGAAUCACAGGAUUUUCAUGUUUUCAUAAAUACACACAUUGUUUUGAUAAUGAUUAGCAAUUAGCUUAUUUUGUAGCAUUAGAUGGAAAAAUGUUUAAGCUAAAGAGUUUAAUUUUCUUGAUUUUGGUUCCACUUUAAUAAUUCAAGAGGCCUCCAAGUUCAAGGACCAAGUCCUUAUAUUCUAGAAUUGUGAAAAACAUGGAAAUACUCUUGUUAGUGUGUGUUUUGGUCUAAGGUAGAUUAUUAACACAGAAGGAUCCUAGGAGGAUUUAAGAAAAUAUGUCCUUAUCGUGAAGUGGCAGUUAAAGUUAUGGGACAGGUGAAUUACCUAUUCAUCUUGACUAGCUCAAACAAUGAUAGCCAUGAGCUAAUGACUUAUCAGACACAUAUUGAGUUUGGGUCAAACUCCCAUUCAGCUGGAGUGGAUUGGCAAUUUUAAAUGCAGGUAGUUGUUGGUGGUACUUGACCUACCUCCUUACCAUGUACAUCUGGCAUCUUCUCUCUCCUAUCCUUUUUCUUUGUUUCUCUCUCCACUUUUAUUCUUGCUGUAGGCCUACCAGUGGCACUCAAGCUUACUUCUUCAGAGAGAAGUAAAGAAAUUUCUGACUCCUGCCUUAGAACAUAGCUAACUGAUGAUCCAGAACAAUUUCAGUAUUAUGAGGUAACUGGGCAGUUUUUUUCCGAUUGCUAUUUUCCCCAUAGUCUUAAGCUGGCAGUUUGAAGGUAUCUAAAUUAAUGUUAAGAAACUUGUGAACUGAAGAGAGUAAGAAGUAUGUGUAUUUUAGGUAAGUUACUGGGAACUGAGACUUACUGUUUUGGAAAUUGGAGAGUAGGACGAGGAGAGCUGUUUAAUGUGUUUGUGGAUGGGGGUUUGAGAGGUAUAUAGGGAAUGGUUUGGAAAUAAAGUGAGAGGAAUUUUUACUAGAGGUAGGAAAAGGUACUAUGAUGGAGUCUGAAUGAGAGUUAUUUGCUAAGGAAAUGAAGUUGAUCUUCACUAAGGAAGUUUCAAUAAAGCCAGAGAAAAUGGGUCCCUCAUUGAUUAUGAGAAAGCUGUUAGUUACUAUAGCUAGAGUUAUGAUAAUGAUCAUGCAUUAUACAAGUCUGUUUUCAUGUAUAGGAUGUCUGCUUUUCUGGGACAAAUUAAGUAGCACAAUUGUGGAAUGACAGCUUUUCUGGUCAAGGCAAGUGGAUGCUGGGGAGUUAUUAUUUUGAGGAAAAGAAAAUUUCAAGCUUUUCACCAUUAUUCUUUUUAAACUAUCAGAAAUAUUUAUCACACAUACUAUCUAUUUUCUUGGGCUCUUGUUACAAUGUAGUUUACCUUUACUUUUCAAAUGGUCCUUAGAUCAAAUUAUUUGAUUCUGUACUCCACAAAGACACAUAUUAUUCCUUGCUUUUAUAGAAUUUUGAGACUUUGGCCCACACAAAUUUCUUAGAAGACAAUAAACCAGGUAAAAACACUAACUUGCAAUUUUAGGUGUCUUUUUUAUUUCUUUUACAUUUGCAUCCAUAGCAACCAUUUAACCUUGUAGACCUUAUGAGGCCCUCAAUAAUACUGUAUUUCUAAAAUUAGACAACAUACCCCCCAAACUUAUGUUUCUGUUUCCCUACUUUCUCUCUUACUUUAAAAUUGUAGUAUUCCCAAGAGUUCAGUGGUGGCAAAUGUUAAUAAAAUAAGUUAGUACAUUUUGGAGGUUCUUAUAUCCUUUGUAGGGUAAGAUGAUAGUGUUUAGAUUUCUGUUCCCAUUAUUCCAGUAGUGUUUUAAAUUAUUUAAGAUAAAUAAUUACUGUAAUGUUUGUUUUUGAGUUACAUAAUUCAAGUAUGUUUGGAUUAACUCUUUGUUGUCAAAUUUAGUAUGGAUUUAUUCCUGGUGAUUUGGACAGAUUACUUUGAAGUUUCAUUUUACUCACAUCUCUAUAUAUUAGUGAUAAAAAUCUCUUUUAAAAAUAGCAAAAAAGUGGUUCUGAUUUUGUACUUUGAAGGUAAUUUUUCUUUUUUACGAAUGUCAAGUUCAUUAACAAUAGCAGGAUUAUUUUUACUAUAGCUUAUUUUGUAGAGUUGGCACUUUAGUAUAAUUUUCACAUUUUAUUGUGUCAGAUUUUAAAUUAUAAUAGUUAUAUACUAUAACUCAUUUAAGUCAAUGCAAAGCCUUCUUAAAUAGCCCCUCCCUUAGAAAUUUGUUUAAAAAGAAGUGAAUUCCCAAACCUGUGUCAAGAACUUGUGAUUUAAAUGACUGUGAGACAAGUCCUUGAAAGGCUUAAGUCUAGUCAGUGGAGAUAAAUGAUAGCCCAUUUCCAUGCUGCAUAUAGUUGUUAGGGUUUAUAAAGUUGUCAAUGUGUAAAAGUGCAAAAGCAGGAAAGACUAAAGUUGCCUGUAAAAUUUCUAGUUUUCAUUAUUUGCACUAUUUAUCUUUGCACUUAAUUUUUUGAAAGUUAAGGCUAGUCACUUUCACUUUUGUUUCUAGUCUUUUCUAAUUUCUUGCAGAAUUGUGUUUUCAAUAUCCCACCCAAAGCAAAAAUUAUAUGCAAUUAAAAAUAUUUUAUAAGGCCAAGAAAAUAUUUCUUAAUGUUAGCUGUAUAAAACAAAAAUUUGUUCUGAUAAAAUUUUUAAUAUGGGCCUUUAUUUGCCAAUAAAAUCCUUUGUAAAUGUGAGCUUUAUUAAACUGUUUAAAUAGACAAAGUUAAAGCUUAGGAUAGGGAAUAUAUAUGUAUGUGUAUAUGAAAUGAUGUCUUCGAGUUUUAACUUCCAGCCUGAGAUGGCCUAGAUUUGGUGUGUUAGUUUGUUUCACUGAAGUCAGUGAGAUAGGAGUCUAGCUGGGUACAUGCUUAAAAAGCUGGAAGUGAAGUGGGUGGCAAGUGGCAGCUCCCUCUUUCAUGUAGUUUUCCAUAAUGUUCAUAUAGUUUCCUUAUGGUCUAAGUGUUACAACUGGUUUUCAAGUUGUUAUAUUGAAUAUUCCUUUUUGGAAUUCAGGGUUGAAUCACUUUGAGGGGGAAGGGAAGCAAGGGCAAGAGACUUUAUUUUAACCAGAUGCGGUCUUAUGACCUCAAAGAUGUGCUCUAGAAAGAAAAUAACAAAAAGUGUACCUGUGAACAUAUUUUUUGUCUUUGUGAUAUUAUGCAACACAGUGUUCAGAAUUGCAAAAAAAUUUAAAAAUUGAUAGUUUUGUCAAUGGAACAGAGAGAUGUGUUUUUGGCUAAAAUUAUUUUUUGUAAGUUAUUUGGUUAUUUCAUUUUAUAUUCCCUUUUCCCAUAGCUUUGUACACACCUCAUACUUAAAACCAAGUGAGAGGCCUCUUUUCAGAUCUGGUUUAUUUUUGGAAUGCCUGAGUGUGUUUCCAGACUUGGGGGGGGGAGGUGGUGUUUUACUUUUUGACAUGCUAAGAGCAUGUUUUGCUAGUCAUUCUGGAUCUUAUGUUUGCAAAUUCUGUUGAACAUUCAGUGAUGUAUUUGAAAUGAGAAAGUCCUUUAUAACAUAGUGUGAAUGUUUGUGGCCAAUUCAAUUGUGGAAUCUUAUGGCUUUGUUUUUACUUUGGGUAGAAGUUUAACUUCCAUUGUUCAGAUUUUAGGUUUAUCUAGUGAAAUUGUGCCAGGUAGUUGUCUAAAUAUGGACCAAUUUGGGGAAAUGAAGAUUAAUAAGUGUAUAUUUGAUUCUAGAUAAUCCUUUACUCAAAAUCAUAAGUUAAAAGAUUGACAUCAUUAAGAGUUAUCUAACUUUUAUGUUGUCAAAUCUUUAAAUGUGGAUGAUAUUCAGCAUUCUAUCUAUGAAUUUCCUUUAGGAAAAGAGAAAAAUUCAGUCUCCAAACCUUUUCUUGGAGACAAAAUUUACCACAUAUCGAAAAUGAAAAAAAUUUAGAAAGCAAUUUGAUUAUUUUUUGAUGGAGUUUAACCAGCUUAAUUAAUGAUUUUUCCCAGUUUGAAGCACUUAUUUUCCCAAUGUGAAUAAAGGGAAAAGAUCAGCAAUUUGUCCCUGGCCUUUUUCGAGGCCAUUUUUAGUUUUCUGCCCCCAUUUCCCAGUCCUGGUAUAAAAUGAAUUACGGGUAUCCCUCUAAGUCCCUAUAACCCUUUUUGGGGGUCACAGAUAUCUUUGAUAAUCUGAUGACAGUAUGAUGGAUCCUCUACCCAGGGAAAAAAAAAAUGCACAUACCUGGAUAAUUUUGCAUACAACUUCAGGGGCAUCACACAUCUUCUGAAACCCAAGUUAAAGAUCUCUGCUCUAAGUAAAUUGUAGAGAAUUUUAGUGCAAAUCGUUGAUAAAAUUAGGAACCAACUAUUGGCUUAAAACCUUUCAUAUUGGGAUUAUUGUUAGAUGGUGGCCCCUACUAGCAAAAUGUGACAUUGCAACCAGCUUCGUUAGACAUUAUAACAUCCAGAGAGAAGGGAAAAAAGCAAAGUUCUGAAAGCUAUUUAUAAGGAGUCAGGGCAUCUCUAGACAUGGGAGCCUUCCUGGUUCAAGGCAGGGGUCAGGGUGCCUGACAAUUUCUAGCAGGGUAGAGUUUGAUAAACCACAAUGCUCAGGAUGCCAAGGGGUUAGCCAUUAUCUUAACCCCUUCCUCACCAAAAGAUUUUAGUUUUGUCUGUUGGGAAACAAGAUGUCACUAGGGAAAAAAAGAUUUGCCUUACAACUUUGCUGGAACACAUCAGUUUGGUGACGUUGGGACACUAGUGUUAUUUUUGAGAAGGCGCAUAAAACCAAAGUAAAUUAUUCUCUAUGUAGAACAUUUAUUUACUAGUAACAUUUGUUUGCGUGUAUACGCUUUGACAAUUUUUACCAGUAAAUAUUGGUUUUAUUUAAAACUGGGAAUCCAGUUGAUAUAUAGGAUAGUUGAUAUAUCUGUUCUUUCCCCCAUGUAAAGCAUAGUUAAAAGAUUUAUGCAUACUUUUUACUUUUCUCUCUUAAUGCCAUGGGGUGGGGAGGGUGGGUGGGGGAAAGAUUUUUGAGUCUACAACUGACAAAAUGUCUUCUUCAAAUUAAAAAAAAUUGAGAAGCAGCACUUUAAGUCUAACUCUACACCAUUUUAUUGCAUGUAUUAGUUUUAUUAAUGAUUUUUGGUGCAUGCCUUUGGGCUUAUUCAAAAGUGUACAAUAGGAAAGUAUAUUUCCUUUCUUAGAAAGGAGAUGUUUUCUACUUUGCAACAUGUGAUUACAAAAAUCUUCCUCUGUGGGAAGAUUAACCAUGUAUUGAACUACUGAAAAGUAUAUAUUUUUAGAUAUACAGAAGGAAUCUACAUGGAGCAGCAUUCAGACCUAUAUAGAAGUCAUAGCAUUCUGUAUAGGACCAAAAAGGAAAUAACAUUAAACACUUAAACAGACGUUGUUGGGUAGAAAUACCUUUAGAUCUUGCAUUUACUUCCAAAAAGAAAAAAUGCCACAGAAGUUUGCUGAAAACUUUUGUCGUUUGAAUUUUCUCUGUCAGUGUAUUUAGCCCAAAUACAACAGCUUUGGGUUAGCACACACAUAAGAAUCAAAAAAACAAAGCUCACUAAAUAAAUCAGUCUGGUUUGCCAAUCCAGCUUGACUGAAAUAAGUAAACCAAUCACUUGCAACAUGAAAAACUGUCCAACUCCUCUAAGGUUCUGACAAAAUAACCUUGGCUGAUGUGGGAAGACUCCCACUUUGAUUACUGACCUGACAGUGAAGAUUCACGCUUGACAUGAUUUCAGACUUGACAAUGUCUGUUUAAGGAGCUAUGGUACAGUUUGCUAAUUCAAUCCCAGAUACCUGUUGAUUACCUGUGAGAUCUAGAGUCCAAAGUAGCCAGCAGCCAUAUCCCUGAGUGCUCUGUGCCCAUCAGAUAUCUUAAAGUAAGCAGGGUUGGGACAGGUCACAGCUUGGAUGAUUGACCUCAGGUGCCGUAGACAGCCCCAGAUUCAAGAAUUGUAUCUGCUUUCUUGGCAGUCGUCACUGAACUAAUGUCCCAUACUGUGUUACUUACUGUAGAUGCUCUCUUUUAGAGGAGGCCCAGAGCACACAUCCUAAUCGCUAGCGGUACUCAGAGAGGGGGUGCUAACUCUGAUGCCCUGGCCAAAUUCCAGUUUAGGGAUGUGGGUCUUCUUCUUGUCAUUCUAAUUGGAAAUGUGCAUCACUUCCCAUUUUUCUUACUGAUCUCAGUGCAAACUACACUAGUCUGUUUCUUUGCCCUGGUCUCAAGUCUCUAAGACGCUGGUGUGUAUUAUAUGGGCUAAGUUCAUGUGUUAUCCUAAGGCACAAGAGUUGAGGAAUGGGUGAGCUUGGUGUCAGAGCGCUGUGUGGUUGGAGAGUGGACUCUUGUGAUGCUGUGGGGAUGAAAUUGGCCCUCUUUUAGCAUAAGUUGGGGAGUGUGCACUGGCUGGAGGCUUCCAGAGGCUUCCAGCCAUGAGGUGUGAGCUGAAACCAAUUUUUCCUCUUUCCUUAUAGCAUGUUGAGAAAAUCUGUUGGGUUUUCAGCAGUCAGGGAAGGCCGGAGUUCUGCUUUAAUCUGGGUAACUGAGGCUAAUGUGAGCAAGACUUUGGUUAAUUAACUGGGUUCUCAGAUGCCACAGACUCCGUGAGAAGUCACCAUUAUUUUCAAUGGUUGUGAUAGAAUUUCCCCCAGUAGCCAUUAUUUUAAGAUUAUAUUGCAGAGUUGCUUUAUUUUGAGCUUUUUGUGUAUACACAAUCCCAAACUGGAAGAAAUUUUAAAAAAAGGAAUCCUGCUGUGAAAGGUAUAUAUUACUCUAGAUUUUUCUUACUGUAAAUAUUGUAAGAUUGUAAUACUGUCGAUAUUUUAUUAACCAACAAAUGUUAAUCUAUGUGAAAUCAGACUUAUUUUAAAUGUGCUUCUUAUUUACUGUGUGUGGUCCCUGUUGCUGACAGUAUUAAGUUAUAUUCUGAUGUAAGAUUAACUUUAUUAAAGAAUGUAAACAUUAAUGUUUCCUUAUGGGAAAACAAAUAAAGUAUAAAGAAGACAAUUCUUUUCAUUGAAAUAUACUGUGUAUUUACACUUGCUAGACCCAGCACCACUUAUAAAUUUAGUACACUGUUCAGAAUUUUAGUUAACACAGCUGACAUGGUUGUGCUCUGUUUGAAAGUCUAAGAAUAGGUAUUGUUGGAAUAUACAGUUUGUAUUUGUCUGCUGUGAAUCAUAAUCUUGAAAUUUCUAAUCAAGUUUGUAAAAUUUUUAUAGUGAAACAUUUUAAUGACAAUUUAAAAAUUUAUCUUCUCUAAAGAAUUGUCAAAACAAUAUCCUUUCAGAAAUAGAAUUGUUCUUUAAUAUCUUUCCAAAAUGACUUUGGUUAAAUGGACCAGAUGUAUAUUAGUUAAAAUUUAGGACUAAGUUGUUGAUAUUCUUUGAGUUUACAAGUUAAUCCUUAUUGGAGAUGUGCCAAUAUACAGUUAGAAUAUCAUUAAUUUGCACUGUUUGGGGACCCCAUUUAAGAAUGCUGAAUUUUGCCAACUAAGAAGUAAGCAAAUGCAAUUUAAAAAGUAAAUUUGAGCAUUCUGUAUUAAAUAUGUGCAGUUAUUAUCACAUGAAGAAACGCAGUGUGUCGGGCUGUAAUAUUACCAUAUUUGCUGUCAUGUUCUCCCAUCUCAGUGCUGGGAACUCACCAUGUGGAAACCAAGCAAACGUGUUGUGCAUCAGCCGGCUUGAGUUUGUUCAAUAUCAAAGCUGAAAACUAGCGAGGUCUGCUGUACUGCUUAUUGAAGUAUUGUGAUUAUUUUAGGCAUUGAUUCUUACAAAAUAUAUACUGUAACAGUAUACUUUGUACAGAUUUAAAUUUUAUUUGAAAAAAUGAAAUAAAGUAGGCAAAAAAAUAAAGAUGUUUAUUUUUCA
This is a messenger RNA of Gorilla gorilla gorilla (western lowland gorilla), 15249 nucleotides long. RefSeq names its product purine rich element binding protein A (gene PURA). Gene Ontology annotation, biological process: regulation of transcription by RNA polymerase II. Gene Ontology annotation, cellular component: nucleus. The transcript is spliced from 2 exons. Lineage: Eukaryota; Metazoa; Chordata; Mammalia; Primates; Hominidae. Gene Ontology annotation, molecular function: DNA-binding transcription factor activity, RNA polymerase II-specific; RNA polymerase II transcription regulatory region sequence-specific DNA binding; purine-rich negative regulatory element binding. The record is from RefSeq and is a predicted model, not a curated record. Bases 127 to 1599 code for a protein of 490 amino acids.